CAAUCUGAUUGGUUGGCAGAUUCAGGUGGUAAAGCCUGAUCCUGCCUCUCACUGUAACGGCCCGGAGAGCUCUGCUCUCCCUCGUAGUGUAUUUUUUAGUCCUGCUUCGGUUGCUUCCCUUCCCCUCUGCCGCCAUUAAAGCCCGUCAGCUUGAUGUUUGGGAAUCGGGGAAAAGGAUAACAAUGAUUUAACGUGUCAAACCAGACGGCCGAGGGACGGGACUAGGGGGGGUUCUUGCUCCGCGUGUACAGCUUGCUUUGUGAUCUCCUUAAGAGUGGAUCUGCCGAGCUGAGAACCCCUCUGAACGGCAGGAAGCCUCCCUCAGCGGUGGUGCGACGAUGACCGAGCUGGUUGCCAAGUGGGCCUGUGAAUACUGCACAUACGAGAACUGGCCGUCAGCCAUCAAGUGCACCAUGUGCCGUGCUCAGAGGCCCAGCGGGGGUGCCAUCAUUACUGAGGAGCCCUUCAAGAGCAGCCCAGCUCUGGAUGCCAGUCUACACCAAUGGGACCCUGCAGGCCUCAGCAACAGCCCAACCCAGGGGGGCUCCAGCUUACUCAUUUGUCCAGACUCCAGUGCCCGACCCCGUGUACGCAUUGCUGAUGUACCUGAGACUAGUAGCAAGUGGUCGUGCCAGAUGUGCACCUACUUGAACUGGCCUCGGGCCAUCCGUUGCACCCAGUGCUUGUGCCAGAGGCAACAGGCUCAACAACAGCAUGGGCAACAUGCAUCCCAUCAGGGACAUCAUACCCAGCACCCACGCAGCCCCACAGAAUCACCCCAGACCUCAGGCUCCGGUUGCCGCCUGGCUUCCCCAGCCACAACUACAGACCCCUGUGAGGAAUAUAAUGACCGAAACAGGCUCAACACUCAUGCACAACACUGGACCUGCACUGCUUGCACUUACGAGAACUGGGCCAAGGCACUCAAGUGUGUGGUGUGCGACCACCCCAGGCCGAAUAGUCUGCUAACAGAACCCAUCAAGCUGGCAUCAGAACCUGAGAGCCAACAACCUUCCUUAAAACUUAAUGAACAGGACAGGGACAACAAGAGGGGUGUUGUUGGUCAUGUGGUUGGGCAAGGAGUAGGAAGUGUGGUAAGUGUGGUGGGGGGUUGUAGCAGCAGCCAAAGGAGGUCACCCCCUACCUCAAAACGGGAGUCAGAGGUGAACAUGGACUUUCAGAGGAUUGAAGUGGCAUCAGGGGCUGGGAUUGGGAGCAAAGAGGAGCUGGAGGUGGAUUUCAAAAAACUGAAGCAGAUUAAGAACAGAAUGAGAAGGACUGAUUGGCUGUUCCUCAAUGCCUGUGUUGGUGUUGUGGAAGGUGACCUGGCAGCUGUGGAGGCCUACAAGUCAUCGGGGGGAGACAUUGCACGACAGCUAACAUCAGACGAGGUGCGCCUAUUAAAUCGGUCCUCAGCAUUUGAUGACGGCUUCACGCUGGUUCACCUAGCCAUCCGCUUCCAGAGACAGGAUAUGCUGGCUGUGUUACUUACGGAGGUGUCCCAACAGGCAGCCAAGUGUAUUCCAGCCAUGGUGUGUCCUGAGCUAACGGAGCAGAUCCGUCGUGAGGUGGCGGCCUCUCUUCACCAGCGCAAAGGAGACUUCACCUGCUAUUUCCUCACUGACUUGGUGACCUUCACCCUGCCUGCAGACAUUGAGGACUUGCCCCCAGCAGUUCAGGAGAAACUGUUUGAUGAGGUGCUGGACCGAGACGUACAAAAAGAACUGGAAGAGGAGUCUCCCAUAAUUAACUGGUCCCUGGAACUUGGGACCAGGUUGGACAGUAGAUUGUACGCCCUGUGGAAUCGCACGGCUGGGGACUGUCUCCUCGACUCCGUGCUGCAGGCUACAUGGGGCAUCUAUGACAAAGACUCAGUCCUCCGCAAGACCCUCCACGACAGCCUGCAUGACUGUUCUCAUUGGUUUUACACGCGCUGGAAGGAAUGGGAGUCGUGGUAUUCCCAGAGCUUCGGCCUGCACUUUUCACUUCGGGAGGAACAGUGGCAAGAAGACUGGGCUUUCAUCCUUUCCCUGGCUAGUCAGCCAGGAUCCAGCUUGGAGCAGACCCACAUUUUUGUUCUUGCACACAUACUUCGUAGGCCUAUUAUUGUCUAUGGAGUGAAGUAUUACAAAAGUUUCCGUGGAGAGACGCUUGGCUACACCCGUUUUCAAGGGGUGUAUUUGCCCCUUUUGUGGGAGCAAAGUUUCUGCUGGAAGAGCCCUAUCGCUCUGGGCUACACGCGGGGCCACUUCUCCGCACUGGUGGCCAUGGAGAACGACGGGUUCGACAAUCGUGGCGCGGGCGCCAACCUCAACACAGACGAUGACGUGACCGUCACGUUCCUGCCGCUAGUGGACAGUGAGAGGAAGCUGCUUCACAUUCACUUCCUGUCAGCACAGGAAAUGGGUAAUGAAGAGCAACAGGAGAAGCUGCUGCGGGAGUGGUUGGACUGCUGUGUAACGGAGGGCGGGGUUUUGGUUUCUCUUCAGAAAAGCUCCCGCCGUCGCAACCACCCACUUGUCACCCAGAUGGUGGAGAAGUGGCUAGACGGCUACCGGCAGAUCCGCCCCUGCGCCUCUUUGUCUGACGGCGAAGAGGAGGAAGACGAUGAUGACGAGUGACAAAACUGAAGCGGGGUGGGAGGCUGUCUGCGGGGGGCAGGACUCCUCCCUCUUGCAGUUCUCUUUUAUUCUGUUUUCCUUAACGGACACGGACAAACUGUGAAAGCCUUCGGGAGUGAACAGGGAACCACGAACCCCCACCCACCUACCACAUCCGACUGAACACACUGCUACUCUUUUAGCACACACAGGAACUCGGACUUUAACUUAAAACACACUCAACACUUUACUCGGACAAACCAGAGACCGACAAACUCAACUGCUGCAAAACAGAUUUGGGGAGAGAAUAAAGGUUUACGAAUGCAAAUGCCCUUUGGAUUUGUUUUGAUUUUCAAAUAUAAAGGAAAAAAGGAAUCUUUAAUACAUAGAUGUAAAUGCAUGUGGUUGUUUAAAAAAAAAAAAAGAGUAUAAGGAAAUAUACCAGCAAUGAUUCAAAUCAACACUUUAUAUCUAUUCAGUGUGGGCACUGACAAAAGCACACUUCUUCUCAAUCCUUUUUUUGUCCCGUUUAAGAGUUGGCUUAUUUAGCUUUUUCUUUUUUUUUUGAAUGGGCAGGGACAAAGCCAAUAAAUAUAUCUAUAGAAAACCAGAGGUUGUGUAACAAUAAAUUACUUUAAUCCUUCAUCACUUAGCACUGCACAUUUAUUAAAACAUUUCUAUAUAAAUACAGUAUCAUUGCUUGAAUUAAGGUCAUAUAUGAAGCUCUUGAAAAGGGAGAUUUUCCCUUUACAAGUCCAAUCUACACUCGUUAAGUUUUAGCACAUAAACAUUAAUGUUGGAUCUUUUGGUUUACCUUUUUUCAGACUGAUUGAAGUUGUGUGUGUGUGUGUGUGUGUGUGCGCGUGUGGUUAUUCUUCUCUGAACUUACUUUACAUAUUUAUUGUUAGAAAAACUUAUAUGAGCUAAUAAGAACUUUCUGUAUAUUUUUACUGCUUUUUGUGGUUUUGUUAAUUAUUCUCAAUCUUGAUGAAGACACGUUGCACAGAAACAUUGUUGCUGUGAGGAAAGAACCAAUCAUGACCAUCAGUGAAAGGUUUACUUGCGUUGCUGCGUGCGGUUAAGUACCUCAUGUGAAUGCCUAAAAUCUGGUGCUUUUCUUUUGGUCAGGCGAGUGUGAGACACAUUCAGUGUCAACAGAAACCCCGGGGUCACACUUGUCUCAUCGUUGUCUCCUACUUCCUUUUUGUUCUUAUUUUUAUUUUUUUAUCUUUUUGCUUAAGCAUUUUUCGUCACCCUCAUGGUACAUGUCAGUUCCGCUCCUCUGUAACGCCUGUUUGUUGUCAUUAUGUGAAACCAUCUUUUAAGUUUUUGAUUAAGAUUGUUGUGAGACUGCAACAUAUUAAACCAAAGCUGACAGAAAAAAGAAGAAAAACACUUUUUUGCUGUGAAUGUUUUGCAUUUAGUUUUUUCUUGCCAUUGCGUACUGUAACCUCCUUCGUGUUUCAUUCAAGUCAUUCACGUUUUGAGCAUCACCUGUAUGUUGCUUUGUAUUUAAUGCAAUAGUUGCAGUUGUGACUAUGAUGGUUUGUGGAUUUUGGCCUGACUUCACUAUACAGAGUGUAACGCAAUGAACAGGCAAAAUAAGGAAAAAAAAAAUAAAGGAAAACCUUUUUGAAUGUCCAACUAAA
Messenger RNA from Etheostoma spectabile (orangethroat darter), 4249 nucleotides. RefSeq names its product zinc finger, RAN-binding domain containing 1b (gene zranb1b). Lineage: Eukaryota; Metazoa; Chordata; Actinopteri; Perciformes; Percidae. The record is from RefSeq and is a predicted model, not a curated record. The coding region runs from base 339 to 2621 and encodes 760 amino acids. Gene Ontology annotation, biological process: protein K33-linked deubiquitination; protein K29-linked deubiquitination; cytoskeleton organization. Gene Ontology annotation, cellular component: cytoplasm; nucleus. Gene Ontology annotation, molecular function: K63-linked polyubiquitin modification-dependent protein binding; cysteine-type deubiquitinase activity. The transcript has 10 exons.